Molecule: messenger RNA, 2337 nt
Organism: Lachancea nothofagi CBS 11611
Lineage: Eukaryota; Fungi; Ascomycota; Saccharomycetes; Saccharomycetales; Saccharomycetaceae
Source: the annotation of a GenBank genome assembly
AUGACAAGUCAUGAAGUGUUUCAACAUACCAAAGAACAAGAAUCGACAAUCGGUUUGAACACAGACGGAGAUCAUGUUGGUAUCACUAUAAAAAGGCACCCGGAUUCAGAAUCAACCCGUAAACCACGCAAGAAACGGAAAACAUACAGUUGUGGUGUAUGUCGCAAGUUCAAAACCAGAUGCGAUUUCGAACCCAUGAUAGGACGUUGCCAUCGCUGUAAUGUCUUGAAUCUAGAGUGUUCUCUAACAAAAGAGCGUGAAGAAGAAAUUUUGGCUGCAAUAGAGACCUCUUCCGGAACUACUCUCUCCACCGCCAGUACAGAUUCCCACACGCAACAAAGUGCUCAGAAAUCAUCAUGGGCAUCGCAACCGGUUGCUUCCACACUCAACAAUAGACUCAACAAGCUUGAAGCAAACCUUAGUAGCCUCAAUAGCAAGUUGGAUUUACUUGUGAUGCUUGCUCAGGGUACUAAUUCUGCAGCUACGACGAGUACUACCAAAAACAAGGUUUCUGUAAAUUUAGCAGAUUCCAAUCUCCAGGACAAACCAUACUCUACUGGAGAUGAAUAUUCUGUAAAGUCGGACGACUCAGAUGAUCGGAUUGACGAUCGAGAUUCUCUGCUACCAGCUACCAAAGAGGACUCCCAUACAUAUUCAAGAGAUUAUCACAAGGUAGACCUUAACGGUCUUAAGCUACAAGAGCCACCACUGAAGCUCAUAAGCGAUAUUGACGAGCGACUGUUUCCCACGAAGGCCAAGUCAGAGAAAGACAGAAUUGCAAAAACUCAAAGACCAUUCGUCGUGGCGAGAUCCAAUUUUUUUAAAUUCUUCAACCAGCAUGAGCAACUUUGUUUGUACCUUUCGCGGGACUUUCUAGUCAAAUCACAUUUCUGGAUUAUUCCUGGAGGGGUGAAAGAAAUUAAUCGUCCUUACGUCGAGAGACAUGUAUUCAUAACAAGCGUCUUUGCUAUCAUUGCCAUGGGUUUCGAUGAAAAUAACAAAUACGAAGAUGAGCAAGAAAUAAUGUAUCCACUUGUUGAGCGACUAUUGACCAAUACUUUAACAAUGUUCGAGAGGCUGACAGACCACGAUAUCGAGGCUAUUCUGUAUUGUAGUAUGUUCAACGUGUCUCGAAAGUCAAAGAGACACAGGCAAAUGAAGUUCAACUCUCUGGUACUGACUAAUUUCGCGAUUAGCAGCUUGCUAAAUAUUGUCGACUUCCACAAAAUAAAGGAAAGAGUGCUGAUGGAGGAAGAUUAUGAUGCGCUAGAUCUCUAUCACUUGCGAAUUUUGAAUUCCCUGACUGCUUGCCGAUUGCAAUACUCGAUUGGAUACGGGAGCUUCCUGGUUCCUGACGAACUACUGAAAGACUUCAACAAUCUUACUGCAAGAUAUCCACAGGCAAAUUUUGGCGAUGACAUAAAAAUUAGUGAAAUCAAUUUGAGCGAGAUUGUUAAUCAUAUAUUUCUGAAUUUCAAGUCUUACUUCAAGAAUUUCACUAUUGCAUUUAAAGCAAAGCAUAAAGAUAGCAAGUCAACUCCACGAUCUAAAUCUAGCGAAGGAACAACGAGCAGAAUUCCGGAUGAUCCUCUUACCUUCCCGGAGCUGGAAUACUGGCUUAAAAAUUGGGAUGAACUUCUCUCCAAAGACGGUGGAGGAGUUUUAUUGUUUGCAUACAAUUACUAUUACAUUAUGAUCUGCCGAUCUUUUUUAACGGAGUUUUAUGAGGAGUAUCAAAACGACCUAUAUUUCUUCAAAUCUGUCUUAAAAACGAUGAAGACUUAUUGCUUCACCUUGCUCGAUGGAUUCCUUAAAUUGCCAUCUUCUUUGAUAAAAGGUGCACCCGUAAUAACCGUUUACCAGCUGGUUUUUGCAUGUUUAACGCUAUGUGACUUUUUGCAUUUUUUCAAUGCUUCAGAGAGACAGCAAAUACUGAACCUAUGUACAAGGAUUUAUUGGCACCUGCACACCAUAGGAGAAAAAUUGAAUGAAGCCACUGAAAAUGUAGGUAAGAUUAUCAAGUCGCUAAUUGAGACCGGGAAGAAAAAGGUAAAUACAGGAAGCGAAGCGCUUGCUUCCACCGAUAAUCAUUUGUUAGGAACGCAUAGCAGCCCUUACGCACCUUUGCAAACUAUUCUCAAUAACGUCGAGUCUCCGAAAAGUGUCAUGUCUGCAACGUCACAUGCUAGUGGAGCCGAAAGCACAACAGCAGCUAGCUUCAACAUGCCAGAUGUCGACCAAUUUAAUUCGUUCGAAGACUUCUUUCAAGAUUUUUUCGAGAAUCUGAAACCAACGACGCAAACCAUAUUUUCUUCCAUCAAUCAUGGUCCGCAUUGA